GCUAAAAUAUGACCUUGACCUUCGCAUGUUAGGUAAUUUUGCGUUCGAAUGUUAUUUAACAUGAUAUUUAACGCGUUAGAUAACACUUACAGAGGUUGUUCGAAAUCAUUUAGUUGACAGAUUAUUUUGUUUGGUCGCUGGUGAGUUUAAAAUCCAGUUGGAACUUUUACAAGAAUUUACAUAGAACAAAAUGUCAGCAGCAAGGUACAGACAAGCAUUGCGCAUUCUAGAAAGAUGGCCGACAGAUCCGAGCAAGGGAGAACAUCGUGAUAUAGGCAUCUUACUGAGGCAGAGGAUUGGCGCGAGUUUCAAAAAUGGAGAACAGACAGAGAUUUCAGAUCCUAAGAAAUGUGAUAAAAUGUUGUCAAGUCUAGAUAACAUAAGUGUUGAUAAAUACAGAAAACAGUAUUCAUUCACACCAGAGCUGAAAGUUGGGGCACUGUUGAUGGAGCCAGAGGAAUGUCAGUAUUUUACUUCAGAAGAAGGUGUUCAGUAUUUGAGACAGGAAGAAGAACAGGGUGUAUUACAGAGAACAUACACUAAAUGGUUUGGCUCUAAAACUGAAGACACUGAAGAGAAAAAAGUAGUGUCUUAGCAUUGAAAAAUUAGAUAUUUGGUUAAUACUGAUGUGUUAAGUUAUUUCAAACCUUUAUUUUACAUGUUUAUUUAAAUGAUAGUCAUCUAGAGUGGACAUUCAUGUCGAAAAGGGUUUCCAGCAUUCCAGCAAUUUCUUGGGAAAAAAUGCACAUGAGAAAUGAAGGAGACAUAAAAGUGUAUUUUGAAUGUGUGUUUGGUUAAGAGGUUUAACUGGAAUAUGGACAAAAUCCACCCGUUAACUCCGUGCUAAAAGGGAAGACAUCCCCAUUUAGAUUUUAUUUCUAUAUUGUAAAUAUCCAAAUAUUUACUUCAUUCUGUUUAGAAAUUGGUAAUCAUUGUUUAUUUUUUUUUAAAUCUAUAGAUUUUUUUUAUUCUGAAGUUUGAAAUAAAAAAAGUUUUAAGGGUGUUUUUUGUAGGAGUUGGGAAUUAUGCCCUACUUUGUUUUACUCUUUCCUUGUUGUGUAAUCCCAUAAAUGCAGGCUUUAUUAAGGUAGUUCUGCAUGUUCAUUUAUCCAAAUAAGAGCAAAAUCUGAACUCGGCAUAUGGAAAUGGCAAUCUGUGAAUUUAUUUAUUCAAAUGCCAGCAUUAUUAUCCUAUUAAAUCAAAACAUUUACAUGUUGAAUACUUUAAAAUUAUGUCUAUUUAACAUUCAGCUCGAAAUUUUAGGAUCUCUGUAAUCAUUGACCAGGGGUUUUUUUUACCAGGAGGGGAAGGGGCCCAGGCCUCUGAUUUGGGGAAAAAAGCAACUCGGUAUUUGGGCAAAGGGGAAUAAAAAACCUGAUGUAAAGUCAAUUUUUGGGGAAAACUGCAUGAUUUUAAAGAAAUUUUCUGAGGGGAAGGGGCCUAUAAACGGCCCCUAUUAUAAAGGAAAAAAAAACCUAUUGACAAAUAUAUCUCACAAGCAAGCACAUGGACCUAUAUAUUUUUAUUUCACAAUAACACAGACCUAUAUUUAUGACUGUGAGAUGUUUCAUUACAAUCUAGAUGGAAGAUAAAUUUCUAUCAAAAUUGUGAUGUUCCCUUAAGGUAUUGUACCCCUAAUAGUAAUGUUUAAAAAAUGGCAUUUGCGUGGUAUAUUCUUAAAGUUGACCAUGUUUGCAUGUUGCACUGUGUUGCAAAUUUUAAACAACUUUUACCGUACCGUUUUUUGUAAAUUUUGUAUAAUUUAUUGUAUUUCCUCAAGCUCAAGUAGAGACAAAUUUCAAUGUGAUGGCCACUAUCUAAAACGUUUGCAGAGAAUUCAUUACAGUAUUAAUUUUGAUAAAAGAAACAUCAAACUAUUGUUAAACAAUUAUAAAACACAAAAUAAAACUAGCCCGCCCGCUUAGCUCAGUAGGUAAGAGCGUUGGUCUACGGAUCUCGGGGUCGCGAGUUUGAUCCUCGGGCGGGGCGUAUGUUCUCCGUGACUAUUUGAUAAACGACAUUGUGUCUGAAAUCAUUAGUCCUCCACCGCUGAUUCAUGUGGGUAAGUUGGCAGUUACUUGCGGAGAGCAGGUUUGUACUGGUACAGAAUCCAGGAAUACUGGUUAGGUUAACUGCCCGCCGUUACAUAACUGAAAUACUGUUGAAAAACGGCGUUAAACCCAAAACAAAUAAACAAACAAACAAAAUAAAACUAUAAAUAUCUUUUUUUUCUAGGGUGCCUCAGGUAAACAGAUUUAAUGAGACAGAAUUCUAACUCCAACAUUGAAAAAUUAAGGUCAAAUCUUGUGGGUCUGUUUUGAAUUUUGCUCACUUCAUUCAAAAAUAAUCUUGGGGCAGAAGUAAAACCUACCUGCAUUUCUUCCACAAUAUGUAAUCUAAAGAAUGAAGGCAAAAUAGGGAACUUUUACCGCAUGUAACUCGGUAUUUUUAAAGAUAUCUAACCUUAACCCCUCCUGAUUCAGAGGUAAAUUCACAAAAAGGAGGUACUCUAUUACGGGUCCAAUACCUUAAACUUCCAUAAUGACAACUUGGACAAGGUCCAAAUUCUUAAAGUUGCCAAAUUUUCUUGAUCAAAUUGUAUAUCAUUGAAAAAAAAAAUGAUCUGAACUUGCUGAACUACCGUAAGUAAGUAUAUAAUAAAUGAUCUGCAGGGGUUCCACUAGACCUGAAAACCCAAGAGUCCCAGGACCCUUGGGUCCAAAUUUUGAUGAGUCCUUUUCCAAAAUAUAGGAGUCCCUGUCCCAACAUGGCAGUAUUAUAGACUUAAGUUUCUUUUAUAGUAAUAAGCAUAUGGUGGUACAGGAGUAUUAACAAAAAGUUGUUUUAUUAAUUAUUAUUUCAUAAUAAUAAUUCUUAUUAUAUAGUAAUAAACUAUUGCAAGAAUGUA
Molecule: messenger RNA, 2908 nt
Organism: Mercenaria mercenaria
Lineage: Eukaryota; Metazoa; Mollusca; Bivalvia; Venerida; Veneridae
Product: ubiquinol-cytochrome-c reductase complex assembly factor 2-like
Exons: 2
Coding region: 191-595 (134 amino acids)
Biological process (GO): mitochondrial respiratory chain complex III assembly
Cellular component (GO): mitochondrial matrix
Source: RefSeq, a predicted model, not a curated record